GCCCUGGUCACAUGGUAGUGAAGGAGGCCGACCAGGAGCCGCUCUCAGGGAGCUUCCAUUCUAGUGGAAAAAGAAGACCAUAAAUAGACGAGAUGAUUUCAGUGCUCUGGAGGAAAUGGAAUGGUGUUGGCGUGUGGGAGGCUUCUUGGGAAGAGGUUCCCCAAUACAACUCAUGAAGGUUUCAACGUCACGCUUCACACCACCCUGGUGGUCCCUACGAAACUGGUGCGCCCGACCCCUGCCAAGCCCAUCCUCCCGGUGCAGACGGGGGAGCAGGCCCAGCAGGAGGAGCAGUCAAGCGGCAUGACCAUUUUCUUCAGCCUCCUGGUCCUAGCUAUCUGCAUCAUAUUGGUGCAUCUACUGAUCCGAUACAGAUUACAUUUCCUGCCAGAGAGCGUUGCUGUUGUCUCUUUAGGUAUUCUCAUGGGAGCAGUUAUAAAAAUUAUAGAGUUUAAAAAACUGGCAAAUUGGAAGGAGGAAGAAAUGUUUCGUCCAAAUAUGUUUUUCCUUCUUUUGCUUCCACCUAUUAUAUUUGAGUCGGGAUAUUCAUUACACAAGGGUAACUUCUUUCAAAAUAUUGGUUCCAUCACCCUAUUUGCUGUUUUUGGUACGGCAAUUUCUGCUUUUGUAGUAGGUGGAGGAAUUUACUUUCUGGGUCAGGCUGAUGUAAUCUCUAAACUCAACAUGACAGACAGUUUUGCAUUUGGCUCCCUAAUUUCUGCUGUUGAUCCAGUGGCUACUAUUGCUAUUUUCAAUGCACUUCAUGUGGACCCGGUGCUCAACAUGCUGGUUUUUGGAGAGAGCAUUCUCAACGAUGCAGUCUCCAUUGUCCUGACCAACACAGCGGAAGGUUUAACAAGAAAAAAUAUGUCAGAUGUCAGUGGGUGGCAAACAUUUUUACAAGCCCUUGGCUACUUCCUCAAAAUGUUCUUUGGCUCAGCAGCACUCGGCACUCUCACUGGCUUAAUCUCUGCAUUAGUGCUAAAGCAUAUUGACUUGAGGAAGACGCCUUCCUUGGAGUUUGGCAUGAUGAUCAUCUUCGCUUAUCUUCCGUACGGGCUCGCAGAGGGCAUCUCGCUCUCAGGCAUUAUGGCCAUCCUGUUCUCAGGCAUCGUGAUGUCUCACUACACACACCAUAACCUGUCCCCAGUCACCCAGAUCCUCAUGCAGCAAACCCUCCGGACUGUGGCCUUCUUGUGCGAAACAUGUGUGUUUGCAUUUCUUGGCCUGUCCAUUUUUAGUUUCCCUCACAAGUUUGAAAUUUCCUUUGUCAUCUGGUGCAUAGUGCUUGUGCUCUUUGGCAGAGCGGUGAACAUUUUCCCUCUCUCCUACCUCCUGAACUUCUUCCGAGAUCAUAAAAUCACACCAAAGAUGAUGUUCAUCAUGUGGUUCAGCGGCCUGCGGGGGGCCAUCCCGUACGCCCUGAGCCUGCACCUGGACCUGGAGCCCAUGGAGAAGCGGCAGCUCAUCGGCACCACCACCAUCAGCAUCGUGCUCUUCACCAUCCUGCUGCUGGGCGGCAGCACCAUGCCCCUCAUCCGCUUCGCGGACAUCGAGGACGCCAGGGCACGACGCAGGAACAAGAAGGACGUCAACCUCAGCAAGACUGAGAAGAUGGGCAACACCGUCGAGUCGGAGCACUUGUCGGAGCUCACCGAGGAGGAGUACGAAGCCCACUACAUCAGGCGGCAGGACCUCAAAGGCUUCCUGUGGCUGGACGCCAAGUACCUGAACCCCUUCUUCACGCGGCGGCUGACCCAGGAGGACCUCCACCACGGGCGCAUCCAGAUGAAAACCCUCACCAACAAGUGGUACGAAGAGGUGCGCCAAGGCCCCUCAGGCUCCGAGGACGACGAGCAGGAGCUGCUGUGACCGAGCGGGACGCGUGGCUUCCGGGCAGCCGGGGCCGCAGCAGUGCCAUCCAGCCUCCCCACGGCUCCCAGGACGGCCACCCAGCAAGGGCCCCUGAGGCAUGUGCAUUUGGCAGCUCUUUGGGGUGGAUGGAAGCAGGGUGAUGCACAGGCCACUGUCGUCUUAACCCAGGACCUCCCAGGCCUUUGGAGCCAGCCGGCUGCCCUGAAGCACCCUCUCCCCGCUCCUCACUGGGCUGGACCUCUGCCCUCAGGGUGGCUUCCCAGCCCGCGGAUUAGAGGGACCACCUUUGCAGGUAAACGUUUCCUUCUGCUUCUGUAGCCGGGGAAUAGUCAUCUGUCACGCCGAGGUGCCUGAGAGGAGAUAUCCUGCCGUGGACCCACUGUGCAGGGCGUCCCGGGAGCCGGGUGCACCGUUGCCGCCAUCCCUGGCCGCUGCCUUCAUUACAGGGGCCCUUCCCUGCUGGACGGGUGUCGGUACCUGCAGGGCGGGGAGCCAGCCGCUGCUUCCCUGUGCGUCCUCAAGGCACCUCCGCCCUCGGCAGCAGCGGUUCCCACCUAAGCGGAGGCUCGGAAACCUUGAAAACCUCACACUCCCUUUCGCGAUGUCGCUUGCACUCCCUGAGAAAGAGAAACCGAGUGACCUUUUUCUCUUUACCUCUGAUUGGCACCUCACAGGCUGUCUCCCCGGGCAGCAGGCAGCUACUGCCCUUCUCUGGGAAUACUGUGAAUGUUUACACUGGAACCUCUCUGGAGCCCCAUUGGAAGCCGUAUCCCUGGGGUUUUGGGCGUGAGUGACCCUAUUCUGUGGGGUCAGAGCACCCUCUAGAGGGAAAGUCUUCAGGGUUUAUGCUGGCCAGCAGCUGCUGUCUUUGAAUUCAGUUUAAAUUCAUGCACUUUUACAAAGUGGUGAGAGCCUAGCAGUCCCUUCCCUGACCUCGAUUCCUUACUCAGUGGUCCUUGUUUGUUCAGAGGCCCCUUUUCCUGGGCUCUGCCCACCGUUUACCUGCUGCACCUUCGCUGCUCAUCGGCAUCUUUUUUUUCUCUCCCAGUUCUCUACCAUCUUGGGUCCCAUUUGUCCCCGUGCUCCUCCUCUGCCACCCCUCCCCAGGGCUCCAGUGGCCUGCAGCCAGAUGCAUCAGAGUCUCACCUGCAAUCCCUGAGCAGCCACUGCCACCUCAGGACGCGCUCACAGAGUGCUUGCGCGUGCGC
This is a messenger RNA of Kogia breviceps (pygmy sperm whale), 3083 nucleotides long. RefSeq names its product solute carrier family 9 member A8 (gene SLC9A8). Gene Ontology annotation, cellular component: membrane. Gene Ontology annotation, biological process: proton transmembrane transport; sodium ion transport; potassium ion transmembrane transport. Gene Ontology annotation, molecular function: sodium:proton antiporter activity; potassium:proton antiporter activity. Lineage: Eukaryota; Metazoa; Chordata; Mammalia; Artiodactyla; Physeteridae. The record is from RefSeq and is a predicted model, not a curated record.